Pelobates fuscus (common spadefoot toad) is the source of this 1844-nucleotide messenger RNA. RefSeq names its product dyskerin pseudouridine synthase 1 (gene DKC1). The record is from RefSeq and is a predicted model, not a curated record. NCBI's taxonomy places the organism in Eukaryota, Metazoa, Chordata, Amphibia, Anura, Pelobatidae. The coding region runs from base 45 to 1592 and encodes 515 amino acids. Gene Ontology annotation, biological process: mRNA pseudouridine synthesis; rRNA pseudouridine synthesis; box H/ACA sno(s)RNA 3'-end processing. The transcript is spliced from 17 exons. Gene Ontology annotation, cellular component: box H/ACA snoRNP complex. Gene Ontology annotation, molecular function: pseudouridine synthase activity; RNA binding.
AGCAAGGAAAUUGCUCGUUCUCAGUGACCGCGUGGAGAGUGAACAUGGCGGAGGAAGUAGGUUCUAAGAAGAAACAUAAGAAACGCAGAAGCCAAAUCCUCGGGGAAGGCGAUGUUGCAGAUAUUCAGCAUGAAAGUGACUUUCUUAUUCAACCAGAAUCAAAAGUGGCUCAGCUAGAUACGUCUCAGUGGCCUUUACUGCUCAAGAACUUUGACAAACUGAAUGUUCGGACAGCUCACUAUACUCCUAUACCCUCUGGUUCCAAUCCUUUGAAGAGAGACAUUGCUGAAUAUGUUAAGACUGGCUUUAUUAACCUUGAUAAACCAGCUAACCCUUCCUCUCAUGAGGUUGUUGCAUGGAUUCGACGUAUAUUGCGUGUAGAGAAAACUGGUCACAGUGGAACUUUGGAUCCCAAAGUGACUGGCUGUCUAAUUGUCUGCAUUGACCGCGCCACUCGACUUGUUAAGUCGCAGCAGAGUGCAGGGAAAGAAUACGUUGGGAUUGUACGACUGCACAAUGCAUUAGAGAAUGAGCUUCAGCUGUCACGGGCUCUGGAGACUUUAACAGGUGCCUUGUUCCAGCGACCUCCUCUUAUUGCAGCAGUCAAGAGGCAGCUACGUGUAAGAACCAUCUAUGAAAGUAAAUUAAUAGAGUAUGAUCCUGAACGCAGGCUUGGUAUUUUCUGGGUGAGCUGUGAAGCUGGCACAUACAUCCGUACUUUGUGUGUUCAUCUUGGAUUGUUGCUUGGUGUUGGAGGUCAGAUGCAGGAGUUGCGUAGAGUUCGAUCAGGGGUACUGGGAGAGAAGGAUAAUCUUGUCACCAUGCAUGAUGUCCUGGAUGCUCAGUGGCAGUUUGAUAAUAAUAAGGAUGAAAAUUAUCUACGCAGAGUAAUCUAUCCUUUGGAGAAACUUCUAGUGUCUCACAAGAGAUUGGUCAUGAAGGACAGUGCUGUCAAUGCCAUAUGUUAUGGAGCGAAGAUAAUGCUGCCAGGUCUACUACGGUACGAAGAUGGUAUUGAACUCAACCAGGAUAUCGUGGUGGUAACCACAAAAGGAGAAGCAAUUUGCAUUGGUACUGCUCUAAUGACCACAGCUGUGAUCUCAACAUGUGACCAUGGCAUAGUGGCAAAAAUAAAGCGCGUUAUUAUGGAAAGGGACACCUACCCACGUAAAUGGGGGCUUGGACCUAAGGCAAGUCAAAAAAAGAUGAUGAUUCAGAAAGGGCUCCUUGACAAGCAUGGUAAACCAAAUGAGAAGACACCAGUGAGCUGGAACCAGGCUUAUGUAGACUAUAGUGCUCCACAGAAAGUUUUGCCUGAGGAGGAUUUGGCAAAGAGAAAACAGAGUGACCCUGAUACAGAAACACCUGCAGAAUCUAGCAAAAAAAAGAAAAAACAUGUAGCUGAAACAGACAGCGACAGUGCAAGUCCUCCUGUAGUGAAAAAGAGAAAGAAAGAUUCCAGUGAAAAGGUUGUCCACAAGAAGAAGACGACGACGUGUGAUGAGGAAUCUAUGGAAGAAGCCACAGAGACUACCGAAAGUGUGAAAAAGAAGAAGAAAAAGAAAAAAUCAAAAGAGGAGGUUGCUGAUUAAUGGGUUUUCUCUGUGUACUUUGAGCUAUUGAAUCACAUGGAGUUGAACAUAUUUUUUAUUUUUUUUCCAUUCUGUUGCUUGUCCUGUUUUAAGGGUGGUACAGAACAUGACUGCAUGUCUUUUUUAAAAUCUCAUUGCAGCAUUGAGUAACUAAGAACAGGCACCUGAUAGCCCUGUGGGUGAAUGUCUAAUGGGGCCUGAUAUGUUUUUGUUUUUUGGGGGGGAGGGGAUGCAUUAAAGAUUUUUACCUUA